AUGGACGACGCUUCUGUCCCUGGGGCGUCACAGGACGCCGGGGGAGAUGGCCGCAACAAGGCCGGCGUGGACGGCUGCCGGGGUUCACCGGGGAGAAGCUCUCAAGGCGAGUACGGUGUUCCUGAAGAAAGGGGCUCGGGACUGAGGUUUCCAGGAGGGGGACCUGGAGCUGGACCUGCGGAUGCCUCAGGUUCUGUUGAUAUGAUGUUGGAGCUCUGCUCUACAGUUCCAAAUAAUAAGUCAGAACCUAAAUUCUAUGGUUUUGACCCUCGUAUUUCUCUAGGCACACUACCAGCAGAGCAAGGCAAUGGUCACACUGAUGGCCAUCAUGAACAGGGGGGAAGACAUGAGGACCGUGUUUUCCAAUUACAGAAGCCAAGAAAGAUUGAUACCAACACAGGCGUGAAUGCCUCUACUAAAGGUACACUGCCAGAAGAGGCGAACAAUGGAAGUGCUGCUGUAGAUAUUGAUGACCAUAGUGAACAGCGGGAUGAUGUUUCCCGCACCUUGCAAUUAAAGACGUCAAGAAAGGCUGACCCUGUUCUGAGGGAUUUCGCUGGAGCAGAUGAGAAUAUUGCGCUGAUAAGUGGUAAUGCUGGAGCUGCUGGUGGUCAUGGGGGCACCAAGGCCUCUGCAGAAAGAGGACCCACCAACUCUGCCUACGAGUCAAAUAGCACAUCAAUUUUUGUUUCUAUUGGGAGUCAUGAACUGCUUCCUUAUGAUGAGUCAAUUGAUUUGGCAAGAGAACAAACAGAUACUAAUGACAAAAGCUCUACUCCUUCAACAACUUCUGGAGAAUCAUCUGAGGGGUAUUCAAGUAGUGAUGAUAGCACUGGAGAUGACAAAAGUUCUGUGAAUAGCAAUGAUGUGUCCAACACUGAGAAGCAUAAUCUGUCUAUUCCUUGUGUUUCCCGAGAAAUGGGUUGUGAUUCUAAAAGUUCUGGAAGUGUGGAGACGGCAUUGAGCCGGGUUGAAGGAAGUCAGUCCUUAUCAUCAUCUUUGGUUCAUGAGAUCGAAGAUCUCUUGGGUUUGCCAAAUGAGCAGCCAGAAGUUAACUCAAAAGUUGCUAUCCUUCAUGCUGUCAUCCCAAGUAAAGAUGAAGAUAUAGUUGUGACUGGCUCACUUGAUGGAACAACUGACAACUGCCACGGUCCUCUAGCUCAAGAAAACAAGGUCCUUGUCGGUUCACCUACUGAACCAGACGCCAAUUCAGAAUUUGGCCACCUUAAUGAUAUUUGCCCAUGUAAUGAUCAAGUGGUGCCUGAAGGUGCCCUGCUAUAUGAUCCCCCUGCUUCAGAUAGUGUUCCCAAAAGAAUUACUUCUGCAAAUGCGGACGACAUACUCUGUCAUGACAUCGGGAUUCUUCCUGCUGCAAAAACAGGCCCCGCAGAACUUGGCGAUGCAGCUAAUGAUACUCCAAGAUGCAAGAAACGUACUGGAUCACCACAUAGCUCAACUAAUGGCCUUGCUUCUGAUGCGAUCAAGAAGUCUCGAGACAUGUAGCUAGCUGAAGACUGGAUGCCUGAUUGCUGGCGUUUGCCUCUGUUUGGUGACUCUUGUAAACUGCUAAUACACCGCUGAGGGCUGCUUGGAGCUAAAUGUCUCGUUGUGAACUGGAACUUGGGGAAAUGGAAGGCCUUCCCUUUGCCUUGUAAAUGUUGUAAAGUGUUGAUAUUAGUUCUUAUGGAAGGAACAGUUACUAUUUCUUGUGCAUUUAUGUAGAAUAUAUGCAGACUAAGAAGCACACAUGACGUUGACAUACUCUGUUUGGUAAACUGGCAAAGUGACAAGUGACAUGUGUUGGGAGCAGUUGGU
This is a messenger RNA of Setaria italica (foxtail millet), 1815 nucleotides long. RefSeq lists its product as uncharacterized. The transcript is spliced from 5 exons. Bases 1 to 1503 code for a protein of 500 amino acids. Lineage: Eukaryota; Viridiplantae; Streptophyta; Magnoliopsida; Poales; Poaceae. The record is from RefSeq and is a predicted model, not a curated record.